Messenger RNA from Striga asiatica, 465 nucleotides. The record is from the annotation of a GenBank genome assembly. Lineage: Eukaryota; Viridiplantae; Streptophyta; Magnoliopsida; Lamiales; Orobanchaceae.
AUGGUGAGGACGAAGCAAGAAAUCAAGCCGAUCGAGGACAAGGCCAAGCGGCACACGACGUUCACCAAGCGGCGGCAGGGACUCAUCAAGAAGGCGCAGAGCUUCGCCGCCAAGUUCGACGCGCAGGCGGCGGUCGUCGCCUUCUCCAAGGCCGGGAACGUCUUUGCCUUCGGCGACCCGUCCGUGGAAGGCGUGGUCGACCGAUACCUCGCCGCGGAGGAGGAGGAGGUGGAGGAUGGGGGAAGAAGAGCGGCGGCGGGGCUGGCCGAGGAGGAUGCGCGGAGGAUAAUCGGGGAGGCGCUGAGGGCGGGGAGCUGGGGCACCGCGAUGGAGGGCCUGGACGAGGCGGGGAUGGACUGCCUGGCGGCGGAGAUUGCCAGGAUCAAGAGGGCGGUGACGGCGCGUGCGGCGGAGGUAGCGGCGCGCGAGGGUGAGGGGGAGGAUGGAAGNAUAUUGAUUUGUUAA